AUGUUGCACGGGAAAAAAAGAUAGGCAAAGUAGGAAUUAAGCGAAGAAUAGAAAAAGGAAAUUGAGGUAAAACUUAAAAAAAUCUUGACAAUCAAUCAAACUCUAUUGAAGAAAAGAGCCAAUAAAGAUUUCGAUAGAGCUAGUCUUGAGUAAACUGAGAAAUUUUCAUCACUCUCUCCUGAUUUUCAGACUCUUUGGAACUAUAGAAGAGAGAUCAUUGAGCAUAUCUUUAAUACAGAAUACAAGGAGAUGACUCCUGAAAACCUAAAAGCUAAAUAUGAAUUCGUAUUUAAAGAGUUAGAGUUUCUAGUUAAAAGUAUUAUGAGAAGUCCAAAAUCUUAUACCUUGUGGUUUCAUAGAUAGUGGAUUAUUCAGAAAGGUCUUGAGGUGGAGCAGACACAAGUAGCAUAAUAGAUUCAGUAGAGCUUAGAGAAAAAAGAUGACGAGGAAAAUAAAGAGCCUUAAAUGUAAUUACAAGAAGAAAGAAGAGCUGAAUUGCUAAAGUAACUGAGUGUCUCAAAGGUUCUAGAAUUUGAACUUAAACUUUGUGAUAAGAUGCUUGGAAUGGAUGAAAGAAACUUUCAUUGUUGGAAUUACAGACUAUUAAUCUCACUGCAAUACCUCUAGGAAAAAGAAUCAAGACUUUCAUAAUUUGAUGAGGAAGCCAGAUUGAAAAUUAAGAAUCAAUUUUUAGAAAAGGAAUGCUAAAUGGCAGAGACUUUGAUUAAGAAAAACUUCUCAAAUUUCUCAGCUUGGCAUUACAGAUCUAAAUUGAUGCCAAUAAUGUAUAAAACUGUUAAUACUGACUAUUUGAUUCCAUUUGACAAAAUCUAAGAUGACUUAGCAUUGCUUAAGCAUGCAUUUUUUACUGAUCCUAAAGAUUAGAGUCCUUGGAACUAUCAUGAAUGGCUGAUAUCUUUGAUAUCACCUGUUUAGAUCGCAAGUUUAACUCUUGAGAAAUCUGAAAAUGGCCAUGAUCUUAUUGUGUUGGGUCUAUCUUAGAAAGUGAAGAAUUUUAAUUCCUUGAAUAUAUCUCUAUUGAAUGAUGUUGGAAAAUAAGUAGAUUAAUAUCCAAACGUUGUAGCAAAACCUCAUAACACCCAGAGAGAUAUUUCUAGUGUUUGGUCAAUAGAACUACCAGAAAAUAUUCCAUCAUAUUUCAGUCUGUAAAUUCAUUAAACAGAAGAAUCUAGUUUAAAACAUAUUGAGGAUACUCGAUUGCUUUUCAGGGAUUUCUUUGUUCAUAUUAACCUUGAGAAUAAGAAAUUCGAGUUACCUUCUAGUGAGAUUUGGAUUAGGGAUAAUUCAUUAAUUGAUAACUUGACCAAGAUAUUGAAUGCUGAUAUUGAAAAUAUAAAAGAAUUAACAGACUUUGAAAAAGGACUAAGAUUUGCUGUCUAAAGAUUAAAGGAUCUUGUUAUGCUCAAGCAUGAAUUUCUUGCUAAUCCUUUUUAUCUUACUGAUGGAUCAUAGCUAGACUCUAUCAAUAAUAUUGAAAGCUACUUGGAGGAGUUAACUAGUAACUUAAUCAAGAUUGAUUUGUAGUCUCACUAAGCUCUACACAAUAAAACUCUCAAAUCUUGGUCAUAUGUCAAAUUUAAAUGGGAAAAAGUCUAUGAAAGUGGCAGUUUAGAAUGGCCAAUACUCAAAGAUAGAAGUGAAAUUGCUGAUCGUCAUUUGGGUUACUUCUCUUGCUGA
Molecule: messenger RNA, 1698 nt
Organism: Stylonychia lemnae
Lineage: Eukaryota; Ciliophora; Spirotrichea; Sporadotrichida; Oxytrichidae
Source: the annotation of a GenBank genome assembly